AGCGGCUGAGGGGUGCGCGCGUGUUCCUGGGCAAGGGGAAACUGGGUCUGGGGUGGGGCCGGUGAAAGCAGUGGCGGUGUCGGGAUCCUGCCUGCUUCUUCUCGGGGCUGAUGCCAGGAAUUAGAUUUACAGUGAAUCCUCCAAGAAAUGGCUACACAACUCAGGCUAUGCUUUACACAACCAGUUUCAGAGACCCUUCAGAAUAAGCACUGAACUUUGAUAUAAUUGAACAAGUCCCAGCAGACUUUUCUCAUCUCCGUUCCGGAAAACUGGUGCUCUGCAAUGGGAUCCGUCGAAAGACACAGCACUUAGAACCCAUUGAAGAGUCACUUGCCUUGGGCAGUUUCAAUGGGAUAAUUUUCCCCUUGAACUCUGUAGAAGAUUUGCUGAGGCCAGUAAGAAAUGCACCGUGAUAGGUGGCUCAGGAUUCUUAGGCCAACACAUGGUGGAGAGGCUGCUGGAGAAAGGCUAUACAGUCAAUGUGUUUGAUAUUCAAAAGGGGUUUGAGAAUGAUAAGGUGCAGUUUUUCCUGGGAGAUCUCUGCAGUAAAAAGGACCUGUUUCCAGCUCUACAAGGUGUGACAGUGGCUUUUCACUGUGCUUCACCAGCACCUUCCAGUGACAACAGGGAUCUGUUUUACAAGGUGAAUUUUAUGGGGACCAAAACAGUCAUUGAAGCCUGCAAAGAAGCUGGGGUUCAGAAACUGGUGUUAACCAGCAGUGCCAGUGUAGUCUUUGAGGGCACAGACAUCAAGAAUGGAACAGAAGACCUCCCUUAUGCAAAGAAGCCCAUUGACUACUACACAGAGACCAAGAUCCUACAGGAGAAGGAAGUGCUAAAUGCUAAUGACCCAGAUGAUAAUUUCUUCACAACUGCCAUUCGCCCUCAUGGGAUAUUUGGUCCCAGGGACCUCCAGUUGGUUCCCAUCCUCAUUCAGGCAGCUAAGAGUGGCAAAAUGAAGUUCAUGAUUGGGGAUGGGAAGAACCUAGUAGACUUUACCUUUGUGGAAAAUGUGGUCCAUGGGCACAUACUAGCUGCAGAGCAUCUUCAUAAAGACUCUCCCCUGUGUGGGAAGGCAUUUCACAUCACAAACGAUGAGCCAGUCCCUUUCUGGUCAUUCAUGUCCCGUAUCUUGACUGGCUUGAACUACAGUGCACCCAAAUACCAAAUCCCCUAUUGGGUGGCAUAUUACUUAGCCCUCUUACUGUCUCUGGUGUUGCUGCUGCUGAGUCCACUCAUCACGAUCAAACCUACCUUCACCCCCAUGCGGGUAGCAUUAGCUGGGACAUUCCAUUACUACAGCUGCAAGAGGGCCAAAAGGUACAUGGGCUACAAGCCAGUGGUGAGCCUGGAUGAAGCAGUGGAGAGGACUAUCCAGAGCUAUUCCCACCUACGCCGGGCCAAGUAAGGAGACCCAGAGGAACCCCUCUAGCUAACACAAGGGCAUUGAAGAGACCCUAAUUCUCUGGACAAAUGAACCUUUCUUCAAGCCUCUCCUAGGGAUAAUGCAUUUCUCUGGAUUGAAGGACUUCAUCCUGUAGUUGUACUAACAGCCUGUACCUCCCUGUGACUGCUUUGUGUGACAACCUGUUCUAAAAUAGCUAUUGGCUGCUACUCUGUUUGAAUAAACACCCGAAUGUUUCCUCCUAAAAUAGUGAGCUAGCACAUCCACAUUCCAUCCCCUGCUCUGUCCGACCAUGUCUUCUAUUUCACUGCUUUGGUGACUAUGCCAGCCUUUCCUAAUGGCUGUGGAUUGAGUAACAGAAUAGGCACAGGAGGAAGGGGGUGAGCAAGCUGCUGGACCACCUCUGGUUGUGGAGGACCCCUUGGUACCAGCUUCCUCCUAUUUGUCACCAGAUGAGGCUAUAGUGGGGCCCCCUCCACUGGUUCCCUAGAAUGAUGCUACAGCACAUAAGGAGCUGUUAAAGAGGGUUGCCGCCAACCUGGGCCUCCAGGCGGAGGACUUAGAGGAGCCCGCAGACUCUCUCUAUGAUAUUAUCUGCCCCUUAGCCCCAGCCAGGAUAGCUUUUGCCUUAUAUGAGGGGGUCACGAAAAUUACAAAUGCCCUCUGGUAAGUCCCUCCCUCCUUGCCUCCGAUCUCCAAGUGAUUUGGUCCGCUUGCAUAAGGGCUUGUUAUGAGCUGGCAGGGGAUUUGGGUCCCCGGUCACUCAGUGAAAACUGAUAAUCAGAGUCCACUUGCCUAGAGUGCAGGCAUCCUUGGUGGCCUUCCUGGCACGUGUUCUGAUCCAGGACAUCUGUAAAGCCAUGAUGUGAUCCUCGGCACACGUUUGCUGCGCACUAUGUCAUCACGCAGCAGGCCAAGGACGAUGCUGGGUUCGGCAGAGCUGUUUGCAGACUACAUGUUCAUGAACUCCAUGGGUAGUGCUUGGAAUCACAUAAGUUGAAUGGACAUGAGCAAUCACUCGAAGAAAAGACAGUUCCCUUUUUCCGUAACUAGUGUUCUUUGAGAUGUUACUCAUGUCUAUUCAACGACUCCACCUCCUUCCCCACUGUUGGAAUUUUUGGCAAGAAGGAACUGAGGGUAGAGGAAGCCGCCGGCAGCCUAUAUGGCAUAGCAUAUGUGCGCCACUCCAAGGGGCGCCAGAGCUGGUCCCCUAUGGAGACUGCUGAGGGAAAAACUUCUGGCACUGGUGCAUGUGGCGAGCACACCCCCUAAGUUGAAUGAGCAACACAUCUCGAAGAACACCAGUUAUGGAAAAAGGUAACUGUCUUUUGCAACCCCCAAGAGUGUGAAAUUUAAAGUUUGGAUUCAAGACCACAAUCCUUUGGCAACGAGUGGCCUCUGUGACAUGCUAUACUGCCUGAGUAGACAAGACGGUGCUGAAACCUCUUGGGUCCAUAUCCUGCCUCUAGCUUCAGUUGGAACCAGGUGCCAUCUUGGGUUUUUCCUGUAACCAGAAUAUGCCAUGACACUGCUAAACCACAGUUGCCAUUACUCAUUUCUGUACUGCAUGGUCCUGCAGAGAGCAUAAUGAGAAAACAAGCUUCUCUCCUCAAAGCUUACACCUAAAUUAAACUUUUUUGCCAUUAUCUGCCUCUCUGCCCUCCCUGCCUAUCCAAUUCUGUGUUGGUUCUCUGCCAACUUGUAUCCUACCACAAUGGAAUGCACCUGCAAUCGUGAGGUCAUGCCACUUUAGGGUGCGGGUUUUGACACCCUGACUUUGUGAAAGGCCCAUAAUGCUUCCUGUGCUAAAGUGUGUUGGGAUAUGUAAGGGUUAAGUAAAGACCUGGGAAACUGCUGGUGUGCUAGCAUGGUAGUAGGAAGUAAAGGCACAGACAGGCACCUUUUCUUCACUUGACAGAUAAAGUUGCCAUCCCUUUCCCUUCCCUUCUGUUUGUUAAGGAUAGAUAAGCAUUGUAGUUGCAUAAGGAAUGUGAUUAUCUGAAGGAUACCCUUUGUGUAAAGAAGUGUUCUCCCCCAUCCCUUCCUUUCCCAGCUACAUAAAUGAGCUCGGAAUCAUGGCCUAUUUCUCCCUCCCCUGUGAACUGCUGAUUUAAGGGAACAUGUGGCUACAAUUACUGCAAAGAAAUGUCUUCAAUGUAAAAA
Chelonia mydas (Green sea turtle) is the source of this 3568-nucleotide messenger RNA. RefSeq names its product NAD(P) dependent steroid dehydrogenase-like (gene NSDHL). Gene Ontology annotation, molecular function: 3-beta-hydroxy-Delta5-steroid dehydrogenase (NAD+) activity. Lineage: Eukaryota; Metazoa; Chordata; Testudines; Cheloniidae. The transcript is spliced from 9 exons. Gene Ontology annotation, biological process: steroid biosynthetic process. Bases 443 to 1408 code for a protein of 321 amino acids. The record is from RefSeq and is a predicted model, not a curated record.